AUGGUCGCGGAAUCCUCGCCUCCCACAGAAGUUCUCCCGCAUUCUUUUGAUUCUCUCGCCUUGAGUAGCAGUGCGCUCACUCGCUCCGUUCGGAGCGAGAACACGACAGGAGGCGAUGCAGGGCGAGGGAGCGUUGUGGGGUCGGGGGUGCCGGUGGAGGUGCUGUCGUCGGUGCUGGAGAUGCUGCCGUCCCUCGACGACCUCGCCACCGCCGCGAGGGUUAAUAGUUCUUUCGCGCGCUGUUCCGCUCUGACCAGUGUCCCCGCGUUCGUGUUCUCUCCGCAGGGCAUGGCGCAUCUCCGCGCUCUCCCCCUCGCAGCUGCGCGCGUGCGCGAUCGACGACGACUGCCCCACGGCGCCCUCCGCGCACAGCCGCGUGCUCGCGCACUCCCGCGCGCCUAUGCCGCCCAAACCGCCUCCCCCGGAGCUCUGGCUCAACCCCACCGCCUUCUCCCCUUUCCUCCACUGCGCACGCCGGAAAGCCUCCACCGGGCUAGAAACACCAUCUGCCCAAACCCCUUGAGAGCAUUGGCGGCCGCGGGUGACCCGGGGAAUACCUCCCUCUCUAGCCGCACCAGUGGCGCUGCGCCCGCGACGCCCGAAGCCGCGAUUACCAGCAGGCGGGGGGACGGCGCGGAGGGGCGCAACUGGGGGAGAGGAGGAGCGUGGUCGUCGCCGCGCACGCCAUCGCCGGUUGCGGCGAGGGAGGGCGAGCUCAUUGCGCGGGUUCUGCGCGCGUGUCCGCACUUGCAGGCGCUCCGCGUGCAGCACGUGUGCAUGGGCGCAACUUUCAACGGCUCCCCGCCCCCCUUCCACAGCCUCCUCUCCCCCACCUCCCCCUACCACCUCCCCUUCUCCACCUCCCCCUCCUUUCUCUUCUUUGGGCAGUCGGUGAAGGCAGACGCCUUGUGGAGCACGCACUCCUGCUUCACCCACCAGGCCAUGACAGCGCUGGCAUCAGCAGGCCCGGCACCGCUCACAGCACUGUCGCUCAGCCCCAGUGCCCUCUCACCCGCCUCCUUCCACACCCUCGCCUCCGCCUUCCCCCGCCUCAUGGUCAUGCACUGUCCACCAUGCUCCCCCCUUCCACUCCCCUCCCGUCAUUCCCCUACCAUCACCCCCUGUCAUUCCCCUCCCUCCCAUCACCCCUCGCCCACCAUGCCCGUCCCUCAGGCACUGGACCUGCAGGGACUGCACAACGAGCCCAUGCACCUCGCCCACGCCCUGCCACUCCAGGUACCAACACCCCUCCCACCACACCACCUUGUGCCUGCCUCGCCUUAA
Molecule: messenger RNA, 1284 nt
Organism: Closterium sp. Naga37s-1
Lineage: Eukaryota; Viridiplantae; Streptophyta; Zygnematophyceae; Desmidiales; Closteriaceae
Source: the annotation of a GenBank genome assembly